Hippocampus comes (tiger tail seahorse) is the source of this 501-nucleotide messenger RNA. RefSeq names its product sodium/potassium/calcium exchanger 1-like. The transcript has 2 exons. The record is from RefSeq and is a predicted model, not a curated record. Bases 93 to 476 code for a protein of 127 amino acids. Gene Ontology annotation, molecular function: calcium channel activity; calcium, potassium:sodium antiporter activity. Gene Ontology annotation, biological process: intracellular calcium ion homeostasis; calcium ion transmembrane transport; long-term synaptic potentiation. NCBI's taxonomy places the organism in Eukaryota, Metazoa, Chordata, Actinopteri, Syngnathiformes, Syngnathidae. Gene Ontology annotation, cellular component: plasma membrane.
UAAAGUUCAACAAAUCAGCAACACAAUACUUGUAGUUGAACUCUGUUUUAUCCAUACAGGUGGGCGAGACAAUCGGAAUCUCUGAGGAGAUAAUGGGCCUGACUAUCCUGGCCGCUGGCACGUCCAUCCCUGACCUCAUCACCAGCGUGAUCGUGGCCCGGAAAGGACUUGGAGACAUGGCCGUGUCCAGCUCGGUGGGCAGCAAUAUCUUUGACAUCACUGUGGGUCUGCCGCUGCCGUGGCUGAUCUACUCGUUCAUCCACGGUUUGGUCCCCGUGGCCGUCAGCAGCAACGGGCUCUUUUGCGCCAUUGUCUUGCUCUUCCUCAUGCUGCUCUUUGUCAUCAUCUCCAUCGCGUCGUGCAAAUGGAAGAUGAACAAGACUCUGGGCUUCACCAUGUUCCUGCUCUACUUUAUCUUCCUGGUGCUCAGCGUCAUGUUGGAAGACCGCAUCAUCGUCUGUCCCGUCUCCGUCUGAAGGUUACGUUACACCAUGCGGUCUC